CACGGUGGCUUAGUGGUUAGCCCUGUUGCCUCACAUCUUGGGAGUUUGAAUCCCAACUCUGCUUCGUGUGCACAGAGUUUGCAUGUUCUCCCUGUGCUUCAGGGGUUUCCUCCUCCAGUCCAAAUCCAUGCGCUGUAGGCUGACUGGCAUUUCCAAAUUGUCCGUAGUGUGUGUGUGAGAGUGUGUGCAAGUCUCCUGGGAUAGGCUCCACAAACCUGUGUAGGAUAAGUGGUACAGAGAAUGGAUGGAUAGUCUGGACUAAGAGUAAGUUAGCACAUGGUGUGGUAGGUCGAGCACACACAGCGGCGCUAGGACCACGAGGUUAAACUGCAGCGCCAAACUCAUCUCUGCUUAUUUGGCUGGAGAGACCCCAGUAGGCAACGCACACUGUCCUGCCUUUCUCCAGGAAACCGAUUCAUCCUACGGGACUUGAGUGCAGAUGUGACAGAGGCAGCAAGUGGAGUGUGUCUGGGUGUUAGUGUGGAGGCUGUUUUUUUUUUUUUUUUUUUUUUUUUUGUGGCAUUGAAGUGGAAAGGCGCAUAAAGACGGAAUGGAAGGAAACUCCAGAGCUCGAAUAGCCGGUGCACUUGAAGACGAAGACGUGAUUUGGAUUUGAAUAGAAACUUCUCUUUCUCAAGGUUCCUCUAAUCUCAGCCAUGGCCCGUUACUGGAGAUUGGGUUUAGCACAUUUCUGUCUUGCUGGUCAGCUCUUCUUACUUCUCCUAUCCAAGUCUUCUCUGUCAGUGAGAGCUCCCACCUACCUGUCGCAGAAUCUCCACAUCCCCUCUCUGGUGCCUCACACCCCUUUGGCCCUCUCUCGCUCCCGUUUCAGUGCAACGGCCCAGCUGGACUUCACCACCCACUGCAAUGCCAGCUGCUACCACAAGGUAGAAGACAUUGACAAAGAACAUCUAACUGAGCAGCUGGCCUUCGAAACACUGUAUGCUGAUGGCUCACGUACACUAACCACUGUCAAUCUGGAAGAUGAAGAUGCCGACAGCAACAUCUCUCCUGCAGUGUCCAUCAAGAGGAAGCAUAAAAUUCCAUCUUUCCCUCACAAAAGAACAAGGAGGCAAAUCUAUGGCGCAGAUGGACGCUUCAACAUUCGUGGUGACCACUUCCUUUUGGACUACCCCUUUUCCACGGCUGUACGCAUCUCGACAGGCUGCACUGGAGUUCUGGUAUCCAAACUACAUGUGCUGACCGCUGCCCACUGUGUACAUGAUGGAAAAGAUUAUGUCAAAGGUGCACGCAAGCUCAGAGUUGGCUUCCUCAUCCCACCCUCAGCUAACAGCACCAAAGAAGACUUGAAAAAGCCCUUGGUGCGCUGGGUGAGGGUGCGGCGGACACGUGUGCCUAAAGGCUGGAUACUCGGACCCCAGGAUGUCAGCAUGGAUUAUGACUAUGCCCUUCUGGAGCUGCGUUGGCCACAUCGCCGCCCCUUUAUGCGCCUUGCCGUAGCCCCUCCUUCUAAUGAUUUGGCUGGAAAACGCAUCCAUUUCUCUGGGUUUGACAGUGAUAGGCCCGGAGAGCUUGUGUAUCGUUUCUGCCCUGUAGAAGAUGAGAGUAAUGAUCUAAUCUACCAGCAUUGUGAUGCAAGACCCGGGGCCAGUGGCUCUGGGGUGUAUGGCCGUGUGUGGGACAAUGUUCUGGAGCGCUGGGAGCGCAAGGUGAUUGGCAUCUUCUCUGGACACCAAUGGUUGGAGAUCAAUGGCGAGAACCGUGACUACAAUGUAGCCGUCCGUUUCACUCCGCUCAAAUUUGCUCAGAUCUGUUACUGGGUGCAUGGAAACAGAGCAGACUGCAGUCUGGACUGAUUUAGAUAAGCAUGAGAAGACAGAAGGAGAGGAAGGAAAAACUGAUCAAUGAACACGCGAUUUUACAGUCAGUCCUUUUAUAGACAAAGCAAUUACUGUCAAAUCAAGAUAUGGUCCUUGGAAAGAGGUUAUCAAAGGAUUCCAGAUUUGAUCAUCAAAGUUUAAGUUAAUCCAAAUUGGAUCAGACAUCAUGUUUGCAUUAAAUUGGACUUUUAUUUAAACAAGUAAAACACUGCUGCCUCUCCAUUUUAAUAUAUUCAUCUUGGAUUAUUUGGUUAGGACUUAUGAGAAAUGAGACAGAAGGGUGAGGAAUUGUACACUUUCUUCAAGCUUCAAGUCAGUACCAAUAUAAAAUAGAAAUUACAUUUACACUGUUGUGACUUUCUUAGAUAUCCAUAAUAACAAUCAGUAUACCUGGCAUGUAUUUGUUUUAAAACCUGUUUAACACCAGACACGGUGCACAACCCAGUGGCAACGCUUCCAGCAUACUCCCAUGUUAAUCAAUAGCUACAUAUACGUGCAGCCUAAUAUUCAGUUAAUAAUCCGAUAGGUUUCUUAAUCGGAAUAAAAAAACAUUCUUGUGUACACCUCAGUAGGAAUAGAGUAAACCUAUUGAGGCCAGUCUAUAUGACCUUUGGAUUGUACUAUUUGCAAUUUGGAUUGGGUAAAGUGGGUAUGGCCUCGAACGUAAAUUUUGAGGCAGAUGCUGGACAAAUUAAAUUUGGCGGUUCAGCGUUAUUCCCAGUCAAGAGAUUGGCUGUUAAUAAUGGUAACAUUAGAAGAUGGGCACAGGCAAUAUAUGUGCACUUCAUGGCCAAAAGUUUGUGGACACCUGACCAUCACAGCCAUAUGUGCUUUUCGACCAUCCCAUGCCAGAUUUAGCCCCCCUUUGCUGUUAAAACAACCUCCACUCUUCUGGGAGGGUUUUCCUCUAGAUAUUGGUGCGUGGCUGUGGAGAUAUGUGCUCAUUCAGCCUUAGUGAAUUCAGGCCCUGACAUUGUGUGAGGUGGCCUGGGGUGCAGUUGGCGUUUCAGAACAUCCCAAAAGUGUUCACUAGGAUUGAGGUGAGAGUGCCAUUCAGGCAAUUCAGGUUUUUCCACUCCAACCUUGACAAAACUAUGUCUUCAUGGACAUCGCUUUGUGCACAGGGGCACUGUCAUUCUGGAACAGGUUUGGGCCCCUUAGUUCCGGUGAAGGGAAAAUGAAAUGCUAUAGCAUACAAAGGCAUCCUAUACAAUUGUGUGCCUCAAACGUUGUGGCAACAGUUUGAGGAAGGUCUGCAUAUGGGUGUGAUGGUCAGGUGUCCAUACACUUUUGACCAUAUAGUGUAUCUACUUUUAACCAGUAUUAAAUGUGUGCGUUUCCUGUUUUAGCAACCAUACUUGCACAUGAAUGUCAGGCAAAUACCAAAUGCUGAUCAACUUUACUGAGGUCACAAACUCAUUGUCCGUUCAGUAAUGACAUUUGGAUGACAUUUUGCUGAAACGGAAAUAAUUUAAAACUCGUUAAAAGAUGAAAAUUUGUACAUGCAAACACAGCCAUUCUGGAUAAAAACACUACAAAAUACCAUUCAUGCCAUAGUGUGCAGCCUGGGCCCAUAAUAUUAGUAGUAGGCCUACAGUGCCUUGUUUUAAUAUGUAGUACUGCAGUGAACUAUCUAUAAACUGCUGUAGGGUCUCUGGAAUGAAAAAGACAGUCUCGAUCAAAUGCUUGCAUUUUCUGUGUAUCACAAAUUGAGCUGUUCAAAUUAUUCAACUACUAGACGUGUUGUCAACAUGGAGUCUACGUUUCACCUGAGUUUAUGAUCAUUAUAAGUCAGAUCCACCGGCACACAGAACCCCUUGAGGUAACACAAUAAAGACACACGCCGUGGUCUAGAGUUUGAUAUAAAAUGGUGUAUGAACUUUGAUAGUAUAGCUACAGCGGUGACACAUGCUCACAAUAAUAUGACGGUCAGUACAUGUUGCAUUUACUAACCCAGUGCAAGAAAGCACAGAACUGAAUUCUCAACGCGCAGCCUGAGAAAAGAGCUUCUGGUGUAUAAUCAGGUUUAGACUGUGAUGCUUACAGUUAUAACAUUGUGUAGUCUGUCAGAUAUAUUAACCUGUUCCUAAUGCUGAGGUAACUGGGGCACUUUAAUACUGCUUAUCAUGAUGAUAGAGUAAACUGAUGAUAUGAGUGAGCUAAAUUUGUGCUAUAGGCUAAUAUAGAGGCUAAUUUAAUUUCUUGGUGUAGAACCAGCUGAUGAAUGUUAUAUGGAACAUCUAAGCAUAAGCUCCUCUGUGAUUUUCCUGAGUAAAUAUCAUAGGAUACAGACUUCAACUGCUUUAGCAAGAAGAUAUAUGCAACCCAAUAUGCUAGAUUGGAUAGCAGGUACAAUAGAUGUGGAUACAUUGAUGAAUAUAUUUUUUUCUAUUUUCUAUUUUCUAUCAAAAUCCUUCUAUUUUAAUAAACAAAAAGAUGUCUAUCAUAAUUGUUUCUCUCUAUUUUGCCAUUCCAUACUAUGCAAAGCUUUGCAGUGGCGUACACAGAAGUCUGGCUCUCCCUUGUGGUCAAGAGGAUCAACAUUCUUAAGAAUCCUUGGUCAAGUUGCUGUAGGCUUCUCUGCAAAACCAAAUGAAGAAAAAAAAAAUUGGUUUCUAAUGCAAGUAUCAAAUGCAUGCAUCAUUAGUGUAUAACAUGGUAAGAUUUUUCAAGUAAUAGAAGUGUAUUAUGUCAUUAUGGAAUCUACACUUCUCCAGAGUGUAUGGUCAUUAUGCUGUAUAUCAGAUAUACCAGCAGAAUGAAGCUUCUAGAGCAGGGAUAUGUAACAUAACAUUUAUAAUCCAUCCCACUAAAUGAAUUUAGAAGGUCUGUUCAAAAUUAAAAUAAUCUUGUGGACUAUAAAUUAAUUGACGAAAAGAAAAGAGUUAGUCUGCGUUAUUCCACUAAAAGGCAAAACAGAGCAAUAAACUUCAUUUCAUUAGCAAGCUAAAAAUUUGAUGCUGUAACAAUUCUUUCCAAAAGAACUCAUUUAGGGGUUUCACAAUAAUGGCGGAGAAUACUUUUAAACACAACUUAUAUGUUUUGUUUGUAAAUCACUUUGCAAACUCUACUGAUCCCCUUACAUUUUAAAAUUAUGGGCUACUUUUGUGUAGAUUCAUGACAUAUAAUCCCAAUUCAAGGGGG
Messenger RNA from Pangasianodon hypophthalmus (striped catfish), 4985 nucleotides. It is a transcript of the gene prss23, whose product is annotated as serine protease 23. Gene Ontology annotation, molecular function: serine-type endopeptidase activity. The record is from RefSeq and is a predicted model, not a curated record. Gene Ontology annotation, biological process: proteolysis. The coding region runs from base 657 to 1817 and encodes 386 amino acids. The transcript is spliced from 2 exons. NCBI's taxonomy places the organism in Eukaryota, Metazoa, Chordata, Actinopteri, Siluriformes, Pangasiidae.